Molecule: messenger RNA, 591 nt
Organism: Macroventuria anomochaeta
Lineage: Eukaryota; Fungi; Ascomycota; Dothideomycetes; Pleosporales; Didymellaceae
Exons: 1
Coding region: 102-536 (144 amino acids)
Source: RefSeq, a predicted model, not a curated record
CUGCAAGAGAUGGACGAUUCACACUCUGGAAGUGGUCAAAGCUGCGAAUGCAUGCACUUUGGAACAGCAUUUGAGGUACAUGCAGACUCCGGAAGAGCCAGAUGCGGCUGAGGCUUUGUGUAUCCCUCGACCAGGACAAUGACAACUGCAUACCAAGAUGCUAUGUUGCGCCAAGGAAGAGCCAAAGCAACCUCUAUGGGCACACACGACGUGCGUCUACAAGAGACACAAGGCUUUCUUCUGUAUGUGUAGGUAGAUUCCGUCAAUGCUCUGUCGCAGAUUAUCUACAACCAGAGAUUGAAUCAAACGCCGUUAUUGCUUGCAAGCAAUCGUCAUGCCGAGUAACGAUUGCUACCAAAGCUUCCAAAAACUUUCUUGGUCUUCUCCCAUCUGUUUUUUCGACGGUCUUUGUUGUGGUGGUGAAAUGCUAUGGACUGGUUCAGAUCUUAUCACCGUCUUCCCUCUCUCACGAACAUAGCUCGCCAAUUGAGCCCACACAGCGAAGUCGAGGAAGGUCUGGAAUUCGGCCCCUCUGACAAACUUCGAAAGCUGGUAAAUUCGCAGACCUGUCUCGCCGCUUUGCCGAGUUUG